AUGCCCGGCUUUGUUCCUGACCACUCGGCAAAGGCAAUGCUUACACAGCGAGGCGGCCCGAUGCCGCGUGCUUUAGGCGUAAGAAGGGCAGAGCGUUCGGGCAGCGGUACGACACAAGAUGUUCCUAGAGUGGACCCUGGAGGCAUGCAGAGUGGAAUGUCCACGCGGCAAAGUGGGAUCGUCCCACCUUUCGAAACAAUAUUUGCUUGCAGGCAGAGAGAACGAAGGAAUUGUAAUCUUGCCCUCAAGACCCGACUUUUUGCCGUUAUCAAAUAA
Molecule: messenger RNA, 276 nt
Organism: Morchella sextelata
Lineage: Eukaryota; Fungi; Ascomycota; Pezizomycetes; Pezizales; Morchellaceae
Exons: 4
Coding region: 1-276 (91 amino acids)
Source: RefSeq, a predicted model, not a curated record